This is a messenger RNA of Adineta steineri, 2100 nucleotides long. Lineage: Eukaryota; Metazoa; Rotifera; Eurotatoria; Adinetida; Adinetidae. The record is from the annotation of a GenBank genome assembly.
AUGACAGAUACUUUCAAAAUUCCAUCUAUUCCAGUAGAGGAACCAAAAUCAGACGAUGUUGAAACAUUAUCAUCAUCCGAAAAUAAUGAAACUUCUCAUACACCAUUUGUUAAACCAGAACUGCCACCUUCUGAUUUUUCAACGCCAAUUCGUCACAAAAAUUUACAAUAUAAUAUACCUGAAUCAUCAUCUAUACCACCAAUAGAAUAUACACUUGAAGUAUUACGCAAUGGUUCAAUUAUUGAUUAUGUACCACUUUCUCAUCGGCCAUAUACUGUUUUUGGUCGUUCACCUGAUAGUGAUGUUGUACUUGAACAUCCAACUAUUUCACGUUAUCAUGCUAUUGUACAAUAUAAAUCUGAAUUUGAACAUGGUCAAUCACCUGGUCUUUAUCUAUAUGAUUGUGGUAGUACUCACGGAACAUUUAUUAAUAAAAAACGUCUUGAACCAAAAAUUUAUGUACGAAUAAAAAUCGGUUAUAUCAUUAAAUUUGGACAAUCAACAAGACUUUAUCUUGUACAAGGUGAUUCAACAGCUGAAGCAGAUAAUAUUAAUACUUCUACUGGUGAUGAUAUUACACAUGAACAAAUGAAACAAUUUCAUGCUAAACGAGCUAAAAUGCUUGCUGCUGUACGUGCAAAACGAGAAAAUGCUGCCAAUGAAGCCGGUGAUACUAAUGUGGAAAUGGAUUGGGGUAUGGGUGCAGAAGUCGAUGAAUCUGCUCCUACAACUGAUCUAACUCCUAUACAAACUAUUCAAGAAGCUGAUAAGAUCCAAAUUGACGAAGAAAAUAAAAAACGAGUAGCUAUUGAAGAACUUAAAAAUCGAAUGGCAUAUCAACAAGCCAAAAAUGACAAAGAAGUACUUAAAGAAAUUAUGACACGAGUUGAUGACCCUUCAGAAGAUGAUAAUAGCGAAGCAAAAAAAGAACCUUUUUAUCUUAAAGAUCCAAAACGUACAUUAACUGCAUUUUUUGAACGUGAAGGUGCUGAACUUGUUUAUGAUGUUGAAGAUCAUCAAUUUGGUUCUUAUAGUUGUACAAUUAAAUUACCUAUUGUUGAUGAAUAUGGACGUUCUGUACAAGCUGAAUGUGAAAAGAAACACUGUAAACGUAAAGAAAUUAUUCAAGAAUGUAUACUUGAAGCUUGUCGUAUACUUGAUGAUCAAGGUGUUUUACGUGAAGGUACAGCUGCAUCAUCAUUAUAUACACCACGUGUACAACAAAUUAAACGACAAUUACUUGAAGAAAAUGAUUUUUAUGAAGAAGAUGAAGAUACAUUUUAUGAUCGUACAGGUGAUUUAGAAAAAAAACGUCUUAAACGUAUGGAAUGGUCUGGUCAUUUAACUAAUGAGAAACAAGUUGAAACAUUUGAUUCACUUUGUUUAAAAUUAACAAAUCUUUAUAAAGAACAAGUUGAUCUUGAACUGAAAUUAGAAACAGCUAAGCAAAUGGAAGAAAAUGCUGCAAAAAAUGCCUCGAAAACUGACAAAGAUGUUGAUGAAGUUGAUAUAUAUAUUCGUCAACUAAAACAAGGUGAAAAACUAAAUAUGAAGGUAAAAUGGCAAUGGAGAAAACGUUUAUUAGAAAUUGAAAAUGAAGAAAGACAACAUGCUAAAUUACUUAAAGUAUGUAAACCAAGAGAAUUCAAUAUACAAACAUGGAGAGAAAACAUACGAGAAGAAGCUAAACAAAAUUUAACUGCUAAACAAUUACCUAUUGUACAACCGUCUCCACCAUCUCUUCCUCCAAAACAAAUUAUCGAAACAAAACCUCCGACUAAUAUAGAACAAAUGUUACCUCCAUCACUACCGUUGCCAUUACCAGCAUCAUCUUCAUCAUCAUCACAACCAUCUAUAUCAUCGGAAUCUAACGAUAUCCCACCUACACCACAGCAAACUGUCGCUGUUGAUCCAGUACCUGUUAAACCAAUAACAACAACAACAACUCGCCGAAAACCUGGACGUUCUACGAAAGAUUCUAAAGAUCAAUAUGACGAUGCUGAUCAUUAUUCAGAAGAUAAAUUUGCUGGAUGGAUGCCUCCUGAAAAUGAACAAACAGGCGAUGGAAGAACAGCAUUAAAUGAAAAAUAUGGUUAUUAA